Molecule: messenger RNA, 3753 nt
Organism: Amoebophrya sp. A25
Lineage: Eukaryota; Dinophyceae; Syndiniales; Amoebophryaceae
Source: the annotation of a GenBank genome assembly
CCACCAUCUGUGCGAGUCCACUUAAAGAAAUAGAUCAAUCUUGCACAUGGUAAACGCGGAGAAAUAUGAGAGGAUAACGAGUGACGAGGAUCCUGAGUGAACAACUUUGGAAUCCAUGUAGAUAAUGCCGGAAAAUUGUUCUUCUACAUCAGACUCGAGUUGUCCCCAGUUUCUCACUUUGUCCUCGUCUUUAUCGUCAUUAUGAUUAUGGUAGAAUCCUGUGCAACGACUAAACACCAGCACUAAGUCUAAGUGGUGACUUGACGACUGAAAUAUGAGUACCAGCACGAGUCCUUGUAGCUAGCCGCGAUCAAUCUAGGCCUAGAGACCAUCAUGUCGCAGGGACGCUCAUCCUGUAUGAGAAACAGGCUCAUGCUCUGGCCUCUGCCUCCUUGUUUUCCAUUUCUGUGCCAUCCAAAUUCAUAUUAAAGAAUCAUGUUCCAUCUCCAGUCUCGUAUGGCAAGUAAAGAUUUUCUGAGAAGUCUCGAAUCUUGGUUUUUAGGUCCAGAAGACUCUGACUGCCAGUCGAUAUGCCAUUUCUUAAUAACACCACGUAAAGUUGUCUCCCUUACUUUCUUUCACGCAGAAGAUGACCGUGACAUUGGAACAGCAGCCACCAGGCGACAAGCCUCAUGGCCCUGCUCGAAAACCUGCAAUCGAAAACAAGUCUAAGCAUUUGUUUUCCUUCGCCAAUCAGGAUGGGAAGUUGAUCUCGUUGGCGUAUUGGAUACUGGUGGACAUGCUAAUCGUAUAUGUCGUCCGCAGCACCCCCGAGUACCGCGAGUUCUUCGAGGAUGUUUACUACUAUAUCCAGCAAGAUCUUCUCCAGCCUUUGGUGCACCGGUUGGCUUGGUAUUCUCUGCUCUCCCUGCUGUCUAUUAUGGUCAUUGGAUGAUGCAGGACUAGAACAAUUACUUUUAUCUGUACUGCUGGAGCUGAAAAUUAUAGAAUUCAAUGUUUUAGGAACGGCCCAGUAGCAACUACCCACUUGAAAUGAAGUGGUGACAAUUCUUUGUAGCCUGUUUCUACUUGAUUAACACAACAAGGAGCAGUACGCAAGUUCAGACUAGUACAAUCUGCUUUUCAUCAGUACAACAGCACAACUGCAAGUUGCAGUUACUUAAUAGAAGAUCCUACCUAGUGUAUCUUUUCCUUGUCUUCACGCUCUAACUCUUGCGCUUGUUGUGCGUUCCAACUGCUGUUGAACGCGUUUAGCGUAGGUUGUGCGGGAUUCAACACGGUUUUGGGACCUGUGCGACCAUUUUUUCUGGCUAUUACGAUAGUGAGUCAGCUCUGCAUGUGGUUCGCGAUCGAGAAAUGGGCAGAGCAAUUUCCGCAGGCUAUUAUCGCGACGGCGCUCACAAGUGUGUUGUCGCUCCUUCCGGAACUCCUGGAGCUCAGGCUGAUGUGGCGUUCGCAACGAGGCCUACUUCGCUCUGCAAGUCGCGUUGAAGAUUCGAAAAUAAGCGCUUUGGCGGAAAGCCGUAGUGUAGUAAAAAACGUAACCUCUUCUUCUUCUAGAUCAUCAUCAUCAUCAUCAUCACAGUCCUCGAUCACGUUGCACUUGCAGACAGAGGGAAUGGGAUGUGUGGCUUGCGUCACUGCUGUCCAGGGUGUAGUAGCCAAACAGUUUCAACUAGAAAGUGCUGUGGAUUUGCAAGCCGGGCGAGUCGAAAUUUUUCUGGAAACCGAGAACGGCGAAGAAGAUGAGACAUCGGCUUUGGGUCGUCAAAUAGCAGAAGCUGUAUCAGAUGCAGGCUUCCCUUCAAUGGUGAUCGAUGCUCUCCAGACGGACCCAGGAAGCGGAAGAAGUGCUGGCGAGAAUCAAACUGUAAUCCUGGACGCUACUGACGGUGAAAAUGGCAUCGACGACACCGGUAACAGGGAAAGCAGCAUUGAGGACGAGCUUGUGAUGCCUUUAGUGAACGGCUUACUUGGGUCUAGUUGCUGCCUGAUACAGCUGGUUCUCAAUUUGCUCUCUGCAUAUGAUGUGGUGCACAUCGGCUGUGCCGGUCUCAACACAGCGAUCGGACCCCUUCGGCAGCAAAUCAGGACAGUGAUUCUCGGCUACCUCGGUGUCCGAUGGUGUUUCACCUUGUCCGGUUUGGGCUCUUGCUGCUCGCCGAGUCCUAGUACUGCUAGACGAGGAGUGUCCGGGACGAAGAGUAAUACAACAACAGCUAGUACUUCUUCAACUUCCUCUAAAAGCAGGACUAGACCCUUAUUUCCCCGUCCAUUGCUCCGCUCAACGCUUCUUACACUUAUUUUGAUGUUUUUACCCGAGUUGCUUCGGUUCCUGCAUACCAGUACGCAGCUCAAAACGUGGGUGCCCGCCGUGGCCCCGGACAUGAGUGGGGGUGCGGAUGUCGAGACGCUCCACUACGUGAUUGACAACAUGGGCUGCGAGGCCUGCGAGAGCGGGGUCAGGACGAUCUUGCUCCGACACAGUGGGGUCCUUGACGUGCUUUCUGUUGACUUUGAAUCUGGAGAGGCCGUACUGGUCGCUAACCGCGCUUGGACCUCAACUUCAUCACCAGGCACCAGUGGGUCUCCUGAUGAUAGAACUAGAAGAUCAUCCACCUCUUCAUCCGAUUCCGAUGGUGAACGUGAAUCAGGAGAUGACGAGGAGGAAGUAGACAAAGACAAACAUUUCUCUCUGUGGGAACAAGAUUUGGACACGUCUUUGCGAAAGCAUGGAUAUGAGCUUCAUCGGCUCGGUUGGGUUACGAAGAAAAUGAAGCUCGCUUUGCAGAAGGGCCAUGGUUUGCAAAAAGCGAACCCAUUUCGGUAGAAUCGUCCCUACAUAAUUUCACCCUGCGUAGACUGUUACGUCUUCGUUCUAGUAUAUAUCUAUGCAUGGGUAACAUGAAACUCAAAUUGUCACUAAGCGCACGGCUAAGUCUAGGAGGAGCGCGCAACAAAAUUUGACUCAUUAAGAUUUUCUACUUUGUGCCUGAAGAAGCUGAAGUAGCAAGAUCGCAUCUACUUAAGUACUAUAUGAUAAAGUUUUGAUGUUGUCACGAGCUGCUCCCGCUUGUCAUAAUAUGGUGGACAACGUCAUCGCUUGUUCCUAUGCUUGAUGAACAUAUAAGACGAUUGGGACUAUGGCUUCUCUGAAGUAGAGGACUGACUGUAACGUAGAUUCUUACGGUCUGGAGAUAUCGCAAACACCACCAUAAAGUAAAAAAUGUAACGAAAACAAGAUGGGUGGUGGUCUCAACAAAUGCACAGUGACAUCCGACUCUAUUUCCCUUGAGAAUAAGGUUUACAAGGUGGUGUACGAGACGCUCCUGCCCGUCAGCUAGGCGUGGAACGAAUUUCUAUUCAAAUUCUUGUGUGCAGAUUAUUGAUAGAAGAUGAGAAAAGUCAAAGAGGGUCUGCAGGGGCCCGACGCGCUGGCCUUGGGAUGAGGUUCCAUAUAUAACCAGGUAUAUGGAAGACAAGGAAGACGAAAAAACUGUAACUGAAGUUGACUUUUCUAGAACAUAGGGGUUAUGGUAGUCCAUAUGAGAUUGUUUCAUCCUUACCACACGCUUUUCGUUUCAGUGCAUGCCAAUUUCGAUUAUGUGCAACUUCUUUGCCCUAGUUGCAUGUAAGUAUCAAAUAAACCAGCAUCCAACGGAGCUGUUGGUUGUCAUUCGAUGAUGCUUUGCACUUGCCUGAAGAGCGAGGAAAUGAAAAUAUUUUUGUUGCGAAACUCUGAGACCGCGCAGAGGUAUGUCGAUAGGUUUUUUUAGUAUUGGUCGGCAACAG